ACGUGAUAAAGAAAUCCAACCGUAAAGAUAUAUAUCUUUAACUGUUCUCAUUUAGGUUGUGCAAAGCUCGAUGUCGUACUUCACGUUACUAUCGUCCUUUGAUGUGUCGUGAUCGAUACUCGACGAUCAUCGCAGCAUGUAGUAAAAAGAAGCGUUCCACGCGAAUAUAACGUUACAAAAUUGUAUCGAAUAGAAUAACAUUUAUAUUUGUUAUGUAAUGAGAUAAAAAGUAAUACAAUUUUAUAUUUUUACUGAUAACGUUAAAUAAAAAACUUUUCCCUUUCAAAGCUCUCCGGAGACCUGGAAUACUCACUUGGACACACGCAGGAGCUUUCUACCGAGGGAAAGUACUUAUUUUGUCACGCUAUUUUAUUCUGAUCGAUACGCGUUCUGCAGAGGGCACUUGAAAAAAUGAGCCGUUUAGCCAAUAAAUUUACAUGGAGUCAUCGUUACGACCUCGUCUUUAGUAUUAGCGUUUACUGAUACGUGACUGUAUCAGGAACUGAAAAUAAAGAUAUUCUACGUUGCCCCGACAAGUCGACCCUUAGGCCACUGCAUAUACAUCUUGAAAGAAAACUACUCGUUGAAACUCAGUAGAAUUACAAAUGUCCAUUGAAUCAUAUUUUCAAACGUAUUCAAUAUAGUAGUCAUUCAAAUAGUAUUUCCCAAAGGAUUAGUUGUCCACUCGGACCUAUUAUUAAUAUGUUACGUCUACGCGCGAGACAUAUACUUAGCGUAAGUGGCUGUCAGUUACAAAAACUAUAAUAGCGUGAUCGUUGUGAAAUCUUGCGCUCCGACAAAGCAGAACGCACGUGUCGCGGAGCGGUGUCUGAAAUAUUAAUUUACUUACAACCGACCCUUAUUGCGGGAAAAAUACCUACGAGAGAAGGCUCGAAAUUCAGACAACACGUUAUAGUACCAGGAAGACCGUUUCUUCGUGAAGUAUGGAACACAGCAGAGCUUACUAUUACGAUAUCAGUAAAAAAUACCUCAUGUUAGUCGGCCAGUGGCCUUAUCAGAAGCCGAAAGAGAGGCUGACUGCCUUGUUGCUUACAAUAAUACUUGCAACCACUUCACUCGUUCCACAGGGGGCAAGAUUUGUCAUAUGCAAAAACGCGCAGUGUAUCUACGAAACUUUACCUCCAUAUAUGUUGGGAGUGAUGAUUCUAGUGAAAAUUUUCACGUAUCAAUUUAACAGCGAAAAAAUUAAAGAUCUCACAGAUCGCUUAUUCGUAGACUGGGAUAUACUCGAGACUAAGGAAGAACACGACAUUAUGAGAAAGUAUGCCGAGAGAGGCAGAUGGUAUGCGUUAAUAUAUGGCUUAUUCGUUUACGUGUCUACCGUUAUAUUUGCAACAACUUCUCUCGUACCACGCAUUUUGGAUGUACUGUUUCCACUGAAUGCUUCCCGUCCUUUAAAGCUCCCAUAUCCGGCGUACUAUUUCGUUGAUGAAAAUCAAUAUUUCUUCUAUAUUUUUCUCCAUAUGAUGAUCGCCUGCACUAUAUGCAUGACUGGACUAGUCGCGCAUGAUACCAUGUUUUUUGUUUAUGUCGAACAUAUCUGCGGUCUUUUUGCCAUCGUUGGAUUUAGAUUUGAGCACGUGUCAUCUAAAUGUAGUAUUAUGGAAAAAAAUAUCAUUGAUCAUCCGGAAGCUAUGUAUCACAAGAAUGUUGUGAUUUCGAUUUACGCUCAUCAUAAGGCUUUGCAGUUUACUCAAUUUCUUGAGAGUGCCUUCAUGAUAUCGUUCGCCGUGCAACUUCUGUUCGUCACAAUCGGCUUGAGCAUUACCUUAGUACAACUCUCGAUACAACUACAAGAUUCAGCGGAAGCGAUAAGAUACAUUCUCUUCAUUUUUGGUCAAUUGUUUCAUUUGUUCUGCUUCAGCUUCCAAGGACAAAAAGUGAUAGAUCAUAGCCUUGAAACUCGUGACAAGAUAUAUCGCGGCUCAUGGUAUACCAUACCCGUAAGGGAACAAAGACUGCUCAUGUUCGUGAUGAGAAAAAGUAUUGAAGCUAGUACUUUGACUGCCGGCAAGAUAUACGUGUUUUCUCUAGAAAAUUUCACGACGAUUGUGCAAAGCUCGAUGUCGUACUUCACGUUACUAUCGUCCUUUGAUGUGUCGUGAUUGAUACUCGAUGAUCAUCGCAGCAUGUAGUAAUAAAAUAUGUCCUGAAAUAUUCUACAGAAGUAUACAAUAUUACAAAGAAUACAUUAAAUAAAAUGUUUAUAUGUGCUAUUAUGUAAUUAGACAAAUGUAAUAAAAUUUUAUUUUGUUAUCGACAUUGCUAAACAAUUAAAUAGCUUUCCCUCAUUUUAUCGUUAUUUUAUGCUAAUCGACGUUCUGUCCGAAGAGAACGAAAGAAAACGAGACCACCUGUUCCCACAAUUUCUAUGUGCCAGUUGAUUGACGUGACACGCAACAAUUUCACGAGAAUUUUUGUAUAUAGCAUUUGAUCGCAAGGGAAUAUUAUUUUAAUUGGUAUUUCC
Messenger RNA from Vollenhovia emeryi, 2488 nucleotides. Its product is annotated as odorant receptor 13a-like. Lineage: Eukaryota; Metazoa; Arthropoda; Insecta; Hymenoptera; Formicidae. The transcript is spliced from 9 exons. The record is from RefSeq and is a predicted model, not a curated record. Gene Ontology annotation, molecular function: olfactory receptor activity; odorant binding. Gene Ontology annotation, biological process: detection of chemical stimulus involved in sensory perception of smell; sensory perception of smell. Bases 945 to 2126 code for a protein of 393 amino acids. Gene Ontology annotation, cellular component: plasma membrane.